Peromyscus eremicus (cactus mouse) is the source of this 9064-nucleotide messenger RNA. It is a transcript of the gene Qser1, whose product is annotated as glutamine and serine rich 1. The transcript has 12 exons. The record is from RefSeq and is a predicted model, not a curated record. Lineage: Eukaryota; Metazoa; Chordata; Mammalia; Rodentia; Cricetidae. The coding region runs from base 17 to 5359 and encodes 1780 amino acids.
CGCCUCAGACCCCGCCAUGGACGCGCACUACGCGCCGGCGGGCUUCGCCGAGCCUCCCGCGCCCCCCGCCAGCGCCGCCACGCAGCCCGCCGCCCCCGCCUGGGCCUACGAAGCCCGAGUCCCGACCGCCGCCUCCAGCCCCAGCUGCAGCGGUAGCAGCCCCAGCCUCAAGGCCAGCUAUGAAGAUGGACAUCCCUCACAGUCAGAACCAGAUAUCCUUCAAAGACAAACAUUUGCAGCUUCUCAUCAGCUUCCUGGUUAUGGCACCACUCCUCAAGCAACUGGCAUGCAUUCCUCAGCAACAACUGAGCUGUUUGUUACGGGACCCCUGCCCACUGCUGGGACACUUCCACCCCCUGUGCUGUCCGCUUAUCAGCACCCUGCCACCUUUAGCAAUAGAAACUUUGUGACCACCUCACCUUUGGUGCUUCAGGAUUCAUCUUUUAACACUACGUCAAAUGGAAUUUUAAACCCUCAUGAUCCUUUGCUACAAAUUAAGACUUCCCAGGGAACUGUUCCAACUGCUUUGGCAUUUGAGCGCCUGGGCAGUUCUGCAUUAAGUAACAGCAUACCACCUCAGUCUUCAACAUAUCGUUCAGCUCAAGAGUCAGCACCCCAUCUUUUACAACCUCAAUUUAGUUUGUUGCCUUCAACACUUGGGGGAGCCCAGCAAACCCCUCAAGCCUACAGUUCAGCUCUUUUUACUAGUUCUGCUGCUUCCAUUGAAAGAGCCCUUCUUCGAGAAUGUAGUGUUAUUAAACACCACCAGCGGCCUUCAAGUACCCAGUCUAUUCAGGCACAACUGACUGGUUCACAGCAUCCCUUACAUAGUUAUCUGUCAAGUGCAAGUAUUGGUAAUUUUCAGGAAACAUCCAGGCAGUCAUCUUUAUCCUGUAGCUCAAUUCGAGAUUCUACUCAGGUGAGCAAUGGAGCAUUGCAACAGAAGACCCCUCAGGUCUCAGCAGAACUUGCUCAGUCUUAUUCAUCUGUAAUUCCAUCAUCAGGGUAUCUUCCUUCUGCUACAAAAGUAGAUGGCUGUUCUACAAAACAACCACUAACAUCAACUACAAUUUUGAAGCCUCAAAGUGUGAUUCCUCCUGUGCAAACACUAAACUAUUCUAAACCUUUACAUAACCAGAGUUCUGUAAUAUCAGGUCAAGCACAAAUUUAUUCUACAGCACAGCUACCCAGCCUUUUAUCAGUCAGUCAGUCCCAAAAUUAUGGUUUAGUACAGCCACAUAAUGUGCCAUCUAUUGUUCAUUCACAUGUUUAUAGGUCCAGCAGGGUUGAGAAAUUGCCAUCCUUAUACAAAACAUUGACUUUUUCUGGGUCAUCUCAGCCUGUAACCUCUGAAAAUGAGACACUUAGUUAUUCGUCCAAUCAGCAAGAAGUAUUAUCUUUAGUUACAAAUGAGAAUUACCCUGCUCAGACAGGAGACCUGUCAUCAGUAGGUCACUCUCAGGGUCUGUCACCAGUUAGCCAAACACAAGUCAGUUAUUCAUCUCAAUCACAGGUUUUAUCAGUUGUUAGCCCUUCAGAAAGCUAUGCGUCUGGUCAGUCUCUGACAUUAACAGCCCCUUCUCUUUCUUAUUCUUCUGCCUCUCGGGGCCAGAGCUUGCCAGAUUCUAGCCCAACACCAAAUUAUAUUUCUAUGCAUUCAUCCCCAAACACUCACACCCAAGGAUCUUCACCACCUCAGCCCCAAAAGUUUUUGCCUGCUGUGCAGUCAUCUUUUGCAUCCUCUACUCGUGGUCAGGCAAUACAGAAUAGCAUACCUUCCCCUGAUCCAAAGUCUUAUGCUGAGAGAAAACUUGACUCAAAUGUGUAUACAUCCUCAAAGCAAGAUGAUGAUUUUCCAGUGCAAAAGUUACAGGCAUUGCAGUCACAGGCAUCUCUUGAGUCAAGCCAAAGGCUACCUGAUGGAGAAGGAAAUGCUCAAGAGUCAGUUUAUAAGACAUCAAAGUCAGAUGACCGAUAUUCUCAGAGGAUAACCAGAAACAACUCCCACCUUGAAGACCAAGUGGUUGGAGUUGCUCUCCAGGGCUCAAAACAAGAAGAAAACAUGGUUGGUUCAGUGACACAACUUAGCCAGCAAAGUGGCCAGCCCAAUAAUGCAAUAAACCCUGAUCUUAAGAAGGCAACUAAUUUAAUGCAAGCUCCACAGAUAAGGUUGAACACUAAAGACCUCAACCAGCAGCAUUCUCUCAUCCAUAAGAUGCAUGAAGCCAAGGUUCAGGAACAGCAUGAUCAAAUAAUUAGUGCCUCAUCUCAGAUACAGAUUCCAAAUCAUGCUUUAGGGCAUAGUCAUCAGGCUCUUCCUAAUACACCAGUCCUUUUAGAUUCUGCCUGUGAUUUACAGAUUCUUCAGCAGGCUGGGAUUCUGCAGGCAAGCCUGGGACAAGCAAAGCCAUCUUUACAAGUACAACGUGUACAGAGUCCUCAACAAGUGGUCCAUUCUUUCCUUCAGAUGGAUGGUCAUAUCAUCCAGAGCAAUGGUGAGCAUCCCCAGGAGCAGCUCCAUCCUCAAAAUUCUGAUAUUAUGAAACUAGACCUCCCUGAACCUUCAAAACCUUUGCAGCAGCUAACAACGAAGGGCCCUUUCAAUGAAACCAAUCCACAUGAUUCAAAGAAUCAGUUUGUUUCUCUUGGAUCGAUAUGCUUCCCAGAGGCAAUGCUUCUCAGUGAUGAAAGAAAUAUUUUAUCAAAUGUAGAUGACAUCUUGGCAGCUACAGCAGCAGCUUGUGGGGUUACACCCUCUGACUUUUCCAAGUCAACUUCAAAUGAAACCAUGCAGGCUGUUGAAGGUGGUGAUUCUAAAUCUCAUUUUCAGCAGUCAUUAGAUGUCAGGCAUGUGAAUUCCGACUUUAUAACAGCUACAGUAGGAAAGCCACAGAAUAUUAAUGACAUUUCCUUAAAUGGAAAUCAGGUUACUGUAAACCUUUCAUCGGUACCCACCCUUCAGUCAAAAACAAUCCUUGAUCAACAGCAUGUGGAAGCAUCUGGUCAAAAUAUACCAACUAAAGCACCUUCAGCCAUGGUUGGACCAGGUCAUGAAGUUCAGGAGCAAAGUUCUGACCCAUUUAAGAAACAGUUGGUUAUAAAUCAUGAAUCUAAAGAAGAUAGUGAAAUUGCUGUUGACAGUGCAUUGAGUAGUAACAGAAAUCACGAGUUUGUUUCUACUAGCCAGAGCGUAAGUGGAGAGAGUGCAGCAUCAGAGAAUGACUUCACCCUAGUGGGUGAGGACAGCACCAUGUCGGUGAGCCAGAGAAGGAGCACACUUGCUCUGCUGGCCAUGGCGCAGCCUGGGGAUGCAGCCAGUGGCAAGACUGAAGAGGAGAAGCAAGAUGCGACAUAUUUUAACCUUCCCAAGACGAAAGCUAAAGGAAAAGGACAAGGUAAAGAGGAAGAGGACAGUAGUCAGAAACAGCUGAAAAAGUCUGCCCAAGGCAAGCGCCAGAACCCCAGGGGUACAGACAUGUAUUUACCGUAUACUCCCCCUUCCUCAGAAAGCUGUGAUGAAGGUUACCAGCAUCAAGAAAAGAUGAGGCAGAAGAUCAAGGAAGUAGAGGAGAAGCAGCCAGAGGUCAAAACAGGAUUUAUUGCUUCUUUUUUAGACUUCCUGAAGUGUGGGCCCAAGCAACAGUUUUCCACCCUUGCUGUUCGAAUGCCUAAUAAGAGCAGACGAUCAGGAACCCAAGUCACCCGGAACAUCUAUCCCCCACCACUUGCAAAGAUGUCACCUGCAACACCUGUGCCAUUAGCACUGGAGACUGGAGGGGUCAGUCCAUCAGAAAAAGCUGACAAUGAACUUAAAAAUGUUGAACAAUUGUCUUCUUUUUCUUCUGAUGAGGAAGAUCCUGGCAUGUGUGGCCAUGAUAUCUAUAAGAACAUCUCUGCUCCCUUAACUGCGCUGGAUGCUACUUCUGAUAAAACAAAGAAAACAGUUUCAGAAGCUCUACCUAUGUCAACUCCUGGUGCAUCUGCCGAGACAGUUGGUGCUGCUCCCACUUCCUCCUCUGCUGGUGCAGUUAAACAAGACCUUCAUUUGACCUCAUCUGCUGCAAACACCCUGGAAAAUGCAAACUCCACAGAACCCCCCAAAGCUAUCCAACUUGAUAGUCUUCCUGCAGACCAGUUUGCUAAAGGACAGGCUACAGUUGCCAUAGAAGGUUUUACAGACGAGGAAAAUGUAGAAAGUGGAGGAGAAGGCCAAUACAAAGAACGCGAUGAAUUUGUGGUAAAGAUAGAAGACAUAGAGACAUUUAAGGAGGCUUUAAAUAUAGGAAAAGAGCCCCCAGCUAUUUGGAAAGUACAGAAAGCUUUGUUACAGAAAUUUGUUCCGGAAAUUCGAGAUGGGCAAAGAGAAUUUGCAGCUACAAAUAGUUACCUUGGAUAUUUUGGAGAUGCAAAAACUAAAUACAAAAGAAUAUAUGUAAAGGUCAUUGAAAAUGCAAACAAAAAGGAGUAUGUCAGAGUGUGUUCCAAAAAGCCAAGAAAUAAGCCUUCACAAGCUAUCAGAAAUGUUCUAUCUAAGCCAAGUAGCAGUAAAACUUCUGACCCACCAGUAUCAAAAACUACAACUACAAAAGCCUCUUCCACAAAACCCAAAGUUAAACAGCUCAAAAUGAAGGCUGAGCCACCACCAAAGAAACGGAAGAAAUGGAAAGAAGAAUUUUCAUCAUCACAGUCCGAAUCCUCUCCUGAGGUCCGUUCUAGCAGUAGUGAGGAUGAGGAAUUUGAUCCUCCAGCUCCCUUUGUCACUCGUUUUCUGAACACAAGAGCAAUGAAGGAAACUUUCAAGAGUUACAUGGAGUUGCUUGUUAGCAUUGCUCUGGAUCCAGACACUAUGCAAGCCCUAGAAAAGAGCAACGAUGAGCUACUUUUACCACAUAUGAAAAAAAUAGAUGGAAUGCUGAAUGAUAACCGGAAAAGACUUCUUGUGAAUCUUCAUUUGGACCAGCCAUUCAAGAAUGCUUUGGAAAGUUUUCCUGAACUAACAAUUAUUACUCGAGACUCUAAAGCAAAAAGCGGAGGAUCUGCUAUUUCUAAAAUAAAAAUGAAUGGCAAAGCUUAUAAUAAGAAAACUCUAAGGACUUCUAAAACAACCACUAAGUCUGCACAGGAGUUUGCUGUUGAUCCAGAGAAAAUACAAUUAUAUUCAUUAUAUCAUUCACUCCAUCAUUAUAAAUACCAUGUUUAUCUAAUAUGUAAGAACGAGAUAUCGUCUGUGCAGAAAAAAAAUGAAGAUUUAGGACAGGAAGAAAUUGUUCAACUUUGUAUGAAAAAUGUAAAGUGGGUGGAGGAUCUCUUUGAAAAAUUUGGAGAACUUCUAAAUCAUGUACAACAGAAAUGUUCCUAACAUUUCCACAAAAUCCCACCUUUUUAUAGCACUAAUGAAAUGUCAUAGUGUCACAGAUAAUCAAAUCUCCAGCAGUGGUCUCUUGCAGACAUGCCCAGUACCAUAGGGGACUUUGACCAGGACCUUUGCUGAGGACAGUGGUGCUGCCACAGAAGCCAGUCCUUUAAUCUGAAUGAAUGAUUUUUCUAGUUUUUAAACUGUGGGGUGACUGAGGUUUUUAUUUUCAGAGACAUCUUUUGACAAAUGAUAAGCAUGCACUAAUUAUAAUUUUAUUGCUAGAGAAAUAGCAUUGAAGUGACCUGACUUCUCCCAUGACUGGUGUCAGAACGAAAGAGGUGGCAGAAAGCAUUCGCCUGGUCACAGUGUUCAAAGUAGUGUACAUUGUGUAGACGGAUCUGGUAUGGUGUGACAUCCUGUGUGAGAAUGUCUUCAGUUGAAAACAUGGAACUCAGAAGCUGCGUUCUGCUCUGUGGAGUCCUUUAACAUGUCCAGGAAACUGGGCGUGGAACUGUGCAAUUCUGUGACUGCUUUUUGUGUCAAGUUCUAUUGUGAUGAAAAAAGUGACGUACUAUUUUCCCUGUUUUAAUGAAAAGUAUUUUUGUUUAUAAUAUGUUUGUUCCUUUGGAAAAUUUUCACUUGUACAUUUUAUUUUACUAAUAGUUGUAUUUUUCACAAAGGAAAUGUGGUUUUAAUUUUUCUAUCCAUACUUCCUUGUUUUCAGUAAACCCUGUGUAGAUACAUGUCAUUUGCGUUGUAGAUUCUGUCUGGAGGUGGCUGUUUUUGUUUUGCCCUGUUGUUACUCAGAAUAUUCAUUUGGUGCUAGAAUAAUUAGUUUAGCUUUAUAAACGGGACUGUGUGAAACACUGCACUAAUUUCAUAUUUCAUGAAAUAAAUUUCUUACCAAACUAGCACUUGAUUUAUACUGAUUUGUCAAAGUAAAAAUUAACUACUGCCGGGUGUAGUAGUGCACAUCUUUCAUCCCAGCACAUGGAAGGCAGAGGCAGGUGGCUCUCUGUGAGCUCCAGGCCAGCCUGUUGAGUUGAAGGCCAGCUAGUUCUACAUGGUGAGCUCCAGGACAGCCAGAGCUACAUACUAAGACCUUGUCCCAAAAAUAAACAAACAAACAAAAGCUUAACUAGUGGUACAUUCUGAUGGCCCAGUGGGUAAAGGCACUUGCAGCCAAGCCUGACAAACUGAGUUUGAUUCCCAAGACCCACACUGUGGAAGAAGAGAACCAACUUCUGUGAGUCAUGUCCUCAUGCACACUCAUACACAUACACAUGAAAAAUUAAUAAGACAGUAUGCAGUGUUACACACAGCUUUCCUAGCUCUCAGAACUGGAAGUGGAGUUCUCCUUUGGUGCCUUUAACCUUUAGCACAGUAGUGUAGCUUUCUUAAGUCUGACAGCGUUUCAAGUGGUUUAGUUAAGACAGUGAAUGUAUUAGGUUCAACAUGACCUUGUGUUGUUUUUUUUGUUGCCAACAGGAUGCCUUGUUUGUGAAGAAGAUUUGAUAGUGUCAUUCUAAAGGAUUGUCGUUUUUUAGGAUUCUAAAGAAGCAAAUCAUCAUACCUUUGUUUAUUUUACCACCAUUUAGUGCCUUACCCCUUGUCUAGAAAGCAGUGUUACUGUCCAAAUAAGACAUACUUACAUGGAUAAGCCUGUUGUCUCGAUUUGAGAACAGGCAGUAAGCCGACAAGAGUUGAAGUGAACAUGCCACUUGAUUUAAGAAUAAAACAGUUAUAUUGGGUGAAAAUGAGCAUGAGUUAUGCUAACAUUUUUUUCUGGUGAUUCUCUUAUUGAAAGCAAUAUCCUUAACAUUUGUACCUGCUGUUAGACUCGGUAGUACCAAGUAAUGGAAGUUUCUCUCCAGGGUCGAAAAUCCUGAGAUUGAUUUUACAAGCAGAGGAGAGCAGGAAGCAGCCACAUUCCAUUCUGUAAUAUUGACCCUGGGCACAGUCAAUGUGUUUUCAACAUGGAGUUGGUAUGCCUAUACACCUUUACCUUUAUCUUGAAUUAUAAAGUAUGAAGUAUAUGUUUGAAUUUCAUUUUCAUGAAUGAAUGUAAGGUUAAUCUUACCAUGAAAGUCUACAUUUCUAUUUUGUAUUUUUUUUUUAUUGUGGUUUAAAGCAGGGUCUCACACUUUAGCCCAGGCUGGUCUAGAACUCACUGUGUAGGCCAAGUUGGCUCCAAGUUCAUAGCAAUCCCCCUGCCUCAGCCUCCAGAGUGCUGGGAUUAUAGGCAUGUGCCACCAUGCCUAGCUUUCCAUUUUCUUUUGACCUGCAGUUGCCCCUGACCAGUUUACAUUUGUAUUACCAUUCAUAAACUACAAUUCACAGUGCAGAAGGCCAAGUCCUCUGGUCCUCCCUCAGAGACCCUGUUGUUGAGAUGCAGUAUCACCUCACUUAUUCUAUAUAGCAUAGGAAAACAUCAACCCCAGGCCUUAGAGAAAAGUAGGACUGUGUUAACAACCAUAUACCAGUCCUUGGUCUGUAGGAAGCUAAAUAAAUACUUAGUUGGUUAGUGUUUGCCAGGGAAUUUGAAAUGUAUGAUAUAGGAAGACAUUUAGGUUGUAGAAAAAGGUAAAGCACAUGUUGCCACAAGAUAGGAAGGUGUUAAAGAUUAGAUUCUACCUAUAGAGAUCUGGAGGGUUGGGGAUGUAGCUCAGUGCAGAGCACUUGGCUAGCAUGUCCAAGGCUCUGGGUUUUCUCCCCAAUCCCCCAUCCCUCAGUGCACAUAGAGAUCUGGAGUAAUUUCAUAUAAAAGGUAUUCUGUGUUGAUACUUGUUACUAGCCCAGAACAAAGUUGCCAAAGGGGCCUCCUUGCCAUUUUGAUAUAACCCAGUUACUACUUGACCCCUAAUAAGUCUGAAUUUAUGAUUUGUCAUGUUAAGUUGAUCUAGAAGCUAUCCAUUUUCCUAUGAUUUUGCCAAAUUGAAAAUACUGGUAAGACAGGAAAUAAUCCUAUUUUUAAAUGUUUAAUACAUUUUUGUAUAAUUUUGAAAGUUCUAAAUUUAUUUAAAUAUCUAAAACUUGAAAAUUUAUAGAUGGGUUUACACUUUAGGGCUAUUUUCAAAGCUUCACAUUUUUAAAUUAAUUUUUCUAUUUACUAUUUAUUUUCCUUGAGGCAGAUAAAUUCCAACCUAUAGCUCUUAGGAUAUACCCACGAGUUGUUUUUGUUUGUGUGUUGGUGUCCAUUGCUGGUUCAGGUGAGUGGUUGGAGAGUCUCCUCACUUCCCUUACGGUCUGAUCUCUGCAUACUUGAUGCCCCGAUGAGGUCAGCACUGGGUUACUGGUGCAGCUUUGUGUCAGAUGUGGAGGUUAUAAAUCUUAAUAUAGUCACAGAAUGUAAUUUUUUGUUUUAAAUGUCUUGUUUCACAAAAAUGCUUUUCAGAUACAAUGAAAUUGUCCAGGAUAGCUGCUCCUGUGUCAGGUAUACUUGAUACAACUGCACAAAUGAACAAUGUAUAACUCUUGUUCAUGCAUUAGCACAGAUGAACAACUUUUCACAUCUGUGUUCACAAAUGCAUGUUUUUGAAAAUCACCUCUAUUUAUAAAACAACUAAGCCUAAGGAUACAAAGAAACCUGCAUUUGUAGUCCAGAAUUUCCAAUUGGUCCAUUAUUCCGUGUGUGGAAAUGUGAAAGACAAUUUUGUAUAUUUGUUACUAACUCAGAUCAUUAAAAUGAAAACCAUUUUUUAAACAAAA